Messenger RNA from Ciona intestinalis (vase tunicate), 462 nucleotides. The record is from RefSeq. NCBI's taxonomy places the organism in Eukaryota, Metazoa, Chordata, Ascidiacea, Phlebobranchia, Cionidae.
AUGUCUUUGACUAGCGAACAAGUUGUAUUAUUACGAAGUUCUUGGCAAACAAUUGGAAAACUAGGGAUGAGUAACGUUGGACUUGCUGUAUUACACAGGUUGUUCAAUGAUGUCCCCGAAACUCUUCCAUUUUUUCAUUCUGUGCUUUCGCCUACACAGCAAACUGAAAUCGAAGUUUUGAAAUCAAAUGCCAAAGUCGUGAGGCAUGCGUCCAGAGUUGGAUUAUCAAUCGACAAAAUAAUCAAUCUUCUGGAUAACGGAGAAGAACUGGUGAAAUAUUUAUUGUUUCUUGGCAAAGUACACGUGAAACGUUCUAUUCCAAGAAAAUAUUUCUCGGCAAUGGGACCUGUUUUGUUGAGUGUAAUAUCAGCAGUUCUUGAAAAGGACCUCGAUGCACCAGUAAUGCAAGCUUGGGCUACGGCAUACGGUGUGAUAGAAAAGGGCAUUAUAGACGGAAUGUGA